Molecule: messenger RNA, 563 nt
Organism: Cephus cinctus (wheat stem sawfly)
Lineage: Eukaryota; Metazoa; Arthropoda; Insecta; Hymenoptera; Cephidae
Exons: 2
Coding region: 173-442 (89 amino acids)
Source: RefSeq, a predicted model, not a curated record
CCGUGGUCUCUAAUAGUCUCCAACAGUCUUCAAUGAGUGGCUGUGGUUAACUCACAGUACGUAUGUAUAUGCAUAUGUAACAUAGCAGGGAUUAUUUGAAGAAGUGUAAAUAACCUGUAAACUAUCUAUCGCGUGCUUGGUCGUUGAUUGUUCAAAAAAUUAAUUUAAAGCAAUGGCACAGGGGAAAUUAAAAGUGAAAGCAAAACCUCCACCAUCUGGAAAGAAUAAAGCAAACAAAAGCAAAAAGGGUGCUGCAGUUCAACGUCGUGGAAAUGCACCUAUUCAAUCUAAAAAAACCAAAUUUCAAGAGGCACAUAAGUUGAAGAAGGCUAUCACGAAGACAGUAAAUAAAACUAUGGAAGAUGAAUUGAGGAAAAGAGCUCUCGGAGGAAAGCAGUCUCUUACAAAAAAAGAAUCUGCAACUACGUCGAAGAAAAAGUAACCUGACAAUGGUGAAAAUGAUGUUAAUAAAUUGUAAGUUUAUUUCUGAUGACUGUAUAUAUAUGACUGUGUAGGAAUUAGAUUAAAGGUCUCGUCGGAGUAAGAAAUAUGUUUACCUAUAA